AAGAAGUGUUGGAGAACGAUCGGCCACCAUCCACCUCCGAUGCAUGCUCUAUUAAUUCCACUCUCUUCUCCAUUCAAUUGCAUCGUCUCCUCUUCUUAAUUCCACAUCUUCCCUUCCCAGUAAACAGACCAAUGGCUCAAAUGCCCUUGCUGCUCACGUGCCUCCUCUACUUCACCGGAUGCCAGGAGGGUCCCUAUUACUCCUCGCCGAACGACGGCGACUCGGUCGCCGACAUCGUGACAAAGAGCUUCUUCGACGACAUCGUUGACCAGGCUCACAGCGGCUGCGCCGGCAGGGAAUUCUACUCGCGCAACGCUUUUCUGACCGCCGCCGUUUACUACCCCGACUUCGGCGGCACCGGAUCUGCCGAUGACGCCCGGCGCGAGAUCGCCGCUUUCUUCGCCCACGUCACUCAUGAGACUGGACAUUUCUGCUACAUCGAAGAGAUCGACGGCGCAUCGCUUGACUACUGCGACACGAGCCGCACUGACUGGCCGUGCGUCUCUGGCCACGGCUACUACGGCCGCGGCCCCCUCCAACUGAGCUGGAACUACAACUACGGCGCCGCCGGCCAGGCGAUCGGCUUCGACGGCCUCGGCGCACCGGAAAUGGUGGCCGACGACGACGUCAUCUCCUUCAGGACUGCCCUAUGGUACUGGAUGAACAACUGCCACUCCCGCAUCAUCUCCGGCGAAGGAUUCGGCUCCACCAUCCGCGCGAUCAACAGCAUCGAGUGCGACGGCGGGAAUACGCCCGCCGUCAACGCUCGGGUCCGCUUCUACACGGAUUACUGCAGCCAGUUUGGGGUUGACCCCGGGAAUAACCUCUGUUGUUGAGAGAUUGAAUAAUGAAGUACGAUUGGAAUAAAUGAUCGGGCGGAGAUUUAGUAAUCGUGUAACAAGCAACAAAAGAUUUUGGAUAGUCUUGAUCAUAACCCUUUUACUAAAUCCAUUCUUUAGGUUUCAAGUA
Messenger RNA from Zingiber officinale, 969 nucleotides. Its product is annotated as endochitinase EP3-like. The transcript is spliced from 2 exons. Gene Ontology annotation, biological process: chitin catabolic process; carbohydrate metabolic process; cell wall macromolecule catabolic process. The coding region runs from base 132 to 836 and encodes 234 amino acids. Gene Ontology annotation, molecular function: chitinase activity. NCBI's taxonomy places the organism in Eukaryota, Viridiplantae, Streptophyta, Magnoliopsida, Zingiberales, Zingiberaceae. The record is from RefSeq and is a predicted model, not a curated record.